Molecule: messenger RNA, 623 nt
Organism: Cariama cristata (Red-legged seriema)
Lineage: Eukaryota; Metazoa; Chordata; Aves; Cariamiformes; Cariamidae
Product: 5'-AMP-activated protein kinase subunit gamma-3-like
Exons: 6
Source: RefSeq, a predicted model, not a curated record
GGUUCCCGGAGGCCCUGUGCACCGGGGAGGAGAAGGAAGAGGAGGAGGAAGAGGACAGGCGAAGGAGCCCACGACCCGUCACUUUCACGCUGGGCAAUGAGAUACUGGGGCUGGGACCGGAGACCGAGUUUCAGAGCCCCGAUGCCGAGGUCUACAUGCACUUCAUGAGGAGCCACUGCUGCUACGAUGCCAUCCCCACCAGCUGCAAGCUCGUCGUCUUUGACAUCUCCCUGGAGCAGAUCAAGAAAGCCUUCGUGGCACUGGUGGCCAACGGGGUGCGUGCCGCCCCGCUCUGGGACAGCAAGACACAGAGCUUUGUGGGGAUGCUCACCAUCACCGACUUCAUCAACAUCCUCCACCGCUACUACCGCUCACCCCUGGUUCAGAUCUACGAGGUAGAGGAGCACAAGAUUGAGACCUGGAGAGCCCUAUCCCCCCAUGGCCUGUCUGUCUCCCACAGCCUCUUCGACGCCGUCUACUCCUUGAUCAAGCACAAGAUCCACCGCCUGCCCGUUAUCGAGCCCGUCUCGGGCAAUGUCCUGCACAUUCUGACACACAAGCGCAUCCUCAAGUUCCUCCACAUCUUCGGCUCCACCAUUCCCAAGCCACGCUUCCUGAAGAAA